Messenger RNA from Antechinus flavipes (yellow-footed antechinus), 8868 nucleotides. It is a transcript of the gene ZMYM2, whose product is annotated as zinc finger MYM-type containing 2. The coding region runs from base 116 to 4528 and encodes 1470 amino acids. The record is from RefSeq and is a predicted model, not a curated record. Lineage: Eukaryota; Metazoa; Chordata; Mammalia; Dasyuromorphia; Dasyuridae. Gene Ontology annotation, molecular function: zinc ion binding. The transcript has 24 exons.
GGGAGUAUAGUGCGGACGUCGGGAUUUGUGGUAGAGGAGGCGGGCUGGACCUCUUCUGGCGUCGAGGCUCUCGCCUUCCCCUCCCAGAGGAGAGGGCGCGGAUGCGUGCUGGCCGAUGUCGCCUCUCGCCCUUUUCUGCUUUGGUUCUAGACUCGGUUCGACUCGGUUCGAGUGCAGGGAUGGGGGGGCGGCCCUCGGGGCUGUGUGGGGAAGAAAUAAGGCCCGACCUCCUCCACUCCCUCUCCUGGGGCUGGGAGGACGCGGCCUUCUUGGGUCCACUAGAUUAUGGUUCAAAUCUCUUCUCUAUUUUCUUAGGACCAAGAAUUGUUUCCAGCCCCAUCUGGUGCAGAUUUGGCCGAAACUACGGAGUAGAGCCCCCCAUUGGUCAUCUGGAAUGGACUCAAGUUCAGUGGGAGGAUUAGAAUUGACGGAACAGACUCCUGUUUUAUUAGGGACUACAGCCAUGGCAACUAGUCUCACAAAUGUAGGAAAUUCAUUUGGAGGUCCAACUAAUUCUUUAGUUUCUAGAUCUAAUAAGUUUCAGAACACAUCAAUAGAAGAUGAUGAUGAUGUUGUUUUUAUUGAACCAAUACAACCCCCAACAACUGCUGCCCCUGUGGUAUCUGAUCAAAGAAACAUCACAUUUUCAUCAUCAAAAAAUGAAGAGCAACAAGGAAGUGAUUCUAAACUUUCUUCUUCAAAAGAUUUGACUUCUCAAAAAGGAAGUAUAAGUGAGACAAUUAUUAUUGAUGAUGAAGAGGACAUUGAAACAAAUCAAGGGCAAGAAAAAAAUGCUUCCAGUUUUAUUGAACGGAGACUUCCUGAGACUAAAAACAGAACCAAUGAUUUGGAUUUCUCAGCUUCCAGUUUUUCAAGAAGUAAGGUAAAUGCAGGAAUGGGUAAUAGUGGUAUCACCACAGAACCAGACUCUGAAAUUCAGAUUGCUAAUGUUACUACAUUAGAAACAGGUGUAAGCUCAGUGAAUGAUGGCCAAUUAGAAAAUACUGAUGGGCGUGAUAUGAACUUAAUGAUUACACAUGUAACAUCACUGCAGAAUACCAACUUGGGAGAUGUCUCUAACGGACUGCAGUCAAGUAAUUUUGGUGUUAAUAUACAAACAUACACCCCAUCUUUAACUUCACAGACCAAGACUGGAGUAGGACCUUUUAAUCCUGGUAGAAUGAAUGUGGCAGGAGACGUUUUUCAGAAUGGGGAAUCUGCAACUCAUCAUAAUCCUGAUUCCUGGAUCUCCCAGUCAGCUUCAUUUCCUCGAAAUCAGAAGCAACCUGGGGUGGAUUCUUUGUCACCAGUGGCCUCACUUCCUAAGCAGAUUUUCCAGCCUCCUUCACAACAGCAACCUACUAAACCAGUUAAAGUUACUUGUGCAAACUGCAAAAAACCUUUGCAAAAGGGACAAACUGCCUAUCAACGAAAAGGAUCUGCUCAUCUGUUUUGUUCUACUUCUUGUCUUUCCUCAUUCUCACACAAGCCUGCUCCAAAGAAACUCUGCGUCAUGUGCAAAAAAGACAUAACAACAAUGAAAGGUACCAUUGUUGCCCAAGUGGAUUCAAGUGAAUCCUUCCAGGAAUUCUGUAGUACUUCAUGCUUGUCACUCUAUGAAGACAAACAGAAUCCUUCAAAAGGAGUCUUAAAUAAAUCAAGAUGCACAAUUUGUGGCAAACUAACGGAGAUUCGCCAUGAAGUAAGCUUUAAAAACAUGACUCAUAAGCUCUGUAGUGACCACUGCUUUAAUAGAUAUAGAAUGGCAAAUGGCUUAAUAAUGAAUUGCUGUGAACAGUGUGGAGAAUAUUUGCCUAGCAAAGGUGCUGGCAACAACGUCCUUAUUAUCGAUGGCCAGCAGAAAAGAUUUUGUUGCCAAAGCUGUGUCAGUGAAUACAAACAGGUAGGUAGUCAUCCCAGCUUCCUGAAGGAGGUUAGAGACCACAUGCAGGACUCCUUCCUUAUGCAGUCAGAGAAAUAUGGCAAAUUGACAGCUUGUACUGGUUGUAGAACUCAGUGCCGGUUUUUUGAUAUGACUCAGUGCAUAGGUCCUAAUGGGUAUAUGGAGCCAUACUGUUCAACAGCUUGCAUGAACACACACAAGACAAAAUAUGCAAAAUCACCAAGUGUGGGAAUCAUUUGUCACUUUUGUAAGCGAAAUUCUUUACCUCAGUACCAAGCCACAAUGCCUGAUGGAAAAUUGUACAACUUUUGCAAUUCCAGUUGUGUGGCUAAAUUUCAGGCUCUAAGCAUGCAGUCAUCCUCAAACGGUCAGUUUGCAGCACCAAGUGAUAUUCAGUUGAAAUGCAGUUACUGUAAAAAUUCCUUUUGUUCCAAACCUGAGAUACUGGAAUGGGAGAACAAAGUAUAUCAGUUCUGCAGCAAAACAUGUUCCGAUGAUUAUAAAAAGUUGCAUUGCAUUGUUACAUAUUGUGAAUACUGCCAAGAGGAGAAGACUCUGCAUGAAACAGUAAAUUUCUCUGGAGUUAAGAGGCCGUUCUGUAGUGAAGGCUGCAAGCUACUUUAUAAACAAGAUUUUGCAAGACGUUUAGGAUUGAGAUGUGUUACUUGCAACUAUUGUUCCCAGCUUUGUAAAAAGGGAGCAACUAAAGAACUUGAUGGCGUGGUGAGAGAUUUCUGCAGUGAAGAAUGCUGUAAAAAAUUUCAAGAUUGGUAUUAUAAGGCUGCAAGGUGUGACUGUUGUAAAUCCCAAGGAACUCUUAAAGAACGUGUGCAGUGGCGUGGGGAAAUGAAGCAUUUCUGUGAUCAGCACUGCUUACUGCGUUUUUACUGUCAGCAGAAUGAACCUAACAUGGCAACCCAAAAAGGACCUGAAAACUUACAUUAUGACCAGGGUUGUCAGACUCCUCGGACAAAAGUGACGAGUUCAGCACCACCUCCUUCCCCAACGCCUAAUAAAGAGAUGAAGAACAAAGCAGUGCUUUGUAAACCUUUGACAAUGACAAAAGCCACAUAUUGUAAACCUCACAUGCAAACAAAAUCUUGUCAGACAGAAGACAAUUGGAAGACAGAAUAUGUUCCGGUUCCUAUACCUGUACCUGUGUAUAUUCCUGUACCCAUGCAUAUGUAUAGUCAGAACAUUCCUGUUCCUACUGCUGUUCCUGUUCCAGUGCCAGUACCUAUAUUUUUGCCUACUCCACCGGAGAGUAAUGAAAAAAUUCCUGUAGUAUCUGAAGAAUUAAAGAAUAAAGUAUGUUCCGAUCCCCUUGGUGGUGAGCUUCUUACAAUGACAACAGAUAUAAUAGCUGAAGAAGAAAAAACAGAAGCUACUGAUAUUAACAGUGUAAUUAUUGAAACAGAUGUAAUAGUAGAUACAGAUGCCAUGAAGAAUUCUGACACAGAAACACAAGCAAAUAUGCCAGACGUUCCAUAUGAACCAGACCUCGACAUUGAAAUUGAUUUUCCUAGAGCUGCAGAAGAGCUUGACAUGGAAAAUGAAUUUCUAUUACCACCUGUCUUUGGAGAAGAAUAUGAGGAGCAGCCACGACCUCGAUCUAAAAAGAAGGGAGCAAAAAGAAAAGCUGUAUCAGGAUACCAGUCUCAUGAUGAUAGUUCUGAUAAUUCGGAAUGCAGCUUUCCUUUCAAAUAUACAUAUGGUGUGAAUGCAUGGAAACACUGGGUCAAAACUCGACAACUUGAUGAAGAUCUACUGGUAUCGGAUGAACUAAAAUCCACUAAGUCAGUAAAGUUAAAAGAGGAUCUACUAUCUCACACUACAGCUGAACUUAAUUAUGGGUUGGCCCAUUUUGUCAAUGAAAUUCGAAGGCCAAAUGGAGAGAAUUAUGCACCUGACAGCAUCUAUUAUCUUUGCCUUGGCAUUCAAGAGUACUUGUGUGGUAGUAAUCGAAAAGACAACAUAUUUAUUGAUCCAGGUUACCAGACAUUUGAACAAGAAUUAAGUAAAAUUCUUAGAAGUUGGCAACCAAGUAUACUUCCAGAUGGAUCAAUUUUUUCUCGUGUUGAAGAAGAUUAUCUCUGGAGGAUUAAACAGCUAGGAUCACACUCUCCAGUAGCUCUUCUGAACACACUGUUCUACUUUAACACUAAAUAUUUUGGCCUUAAAACAGUGGAGCAACAUUUAAGGCUGUCCUUUGGCACCGUAUUUAGGCAGUGGAAAAAAAAUUCUGUUACAAUGGAAAACAAAGCAUGUCUUCGAUAUCAAGUGUCUUCCUUGUGUGGAGCUGAUAGUGAAGAUAAAAUUACUACUGGAAAAAGAAAACAUGAAGAUGAUGAGCCAGUAUUUGAACAAAUUGAAAACACAGCCAAUCCUUCUAGAUGUCCUGUAAAAAUGUUUGAAUGCUACCUAUCAAAAAGUCCACAGAAUCUUAAUCAAAGAACGGAUGUUUUUUAUUUGCAACCAGAGUGUUCAAGUUCAACAGAUAGUCCUGUCUGGUAUUCUUCUACUUCACUGGACCGAAAUACAUUGGAAAAUAUGCUUGUACGGGUUCUUUUAGUAAAAGAUAUUUAUGAUAAAGACAAUUAUGAACUGGAUGAAGACACGGAUUAAAAUAAACUUUUCAGAAGCAGUUGGGAUAAAAACAGCAUUAGAUAGUUGUGCUGCUAGAUCUUUAUUAUGGAAAACAUUUCAAGUUUACUCCUUCUGUUUUGAGUUUUGUAGCAGUAUACCCACACUGGGUAUUACCAUGUAAAUAAUAUGUGAGUGAAAGUUGCCAUUAUUCUAUGUAGUGGUUUUAGAAUACUUAACAAACACAUUCAAAUUCAUUUUUUUUUAUUAUUUAUUUGAUUAGGUAUGUUUGUAACUUUUUACAUUACAAAAUAUGAAUGAGAAUGUGCCAUGUGUAAUUUCUUUUCUUGUAGUAAGAAAUAUCCAUAUUGCACAACUCCACUGUCACCACGCUUCCUUUGAAGGGGGGCUCUUUUACUGGGUUCUUAACCCAAUGGCUGUGUAUGGGUUAGCACUACUAAAGUUUAGAACUUGCAGUGUCUUUCAGAAUUUUUAAAUAAACUGUAAACUAAUAGGUUUUUUUUUUUUUUUUUUUUUUUUUUUUUUUUUUUUUUUUUUUUUUAGUUUUUGAAGCCUUACAAGGUUAUGUAGAGAGAUUCCAUCUUAUGUACCAAAAAUAGACAAAAGAAUGCUGUCAAUAUUGGUGUACUGUAAUGUGAAUCUAUACUGGUGAAAACAACUCUUGUUCCCCUCAUUAAAACCUUAGUGUCCUUUCCUCAUUUGUGACUUUCUGCAUCGCCCCAAUAAAUAAAGUAAAUAUAAAGAAUGACUAUAAGUUUAAAGCACAUCCUCAUCAAGACAUUUACUUUGUAAAAAUGUCUGAUGAAAUUGCUAUAACUGUCUUCUGUUUUCACUAGCCAGCCAUAAGUACCCGAAUAUCCUUAGCAUUCUAUUGUAGGGUUAUCUUUUUUGCCUAUAGUAAAUGGACCACACAAUGCAGUAUUACCUGAAACAGUCUGAAACUUGAUCCAUUUUUCUCUUGAGUUCAUUUGUCUGCACCCAAAAAUAACUGAUGAAAUGUUAUAAUGGAUGGAAUUAAUUUUAGCAAUACAACUCCAGAAACAGUAGUUACUGAAAGUUGAAUUCAUGUAAAUAAGAUGGUCUCACAUUUUUACUGCAAAAAUUUCCAGUGUGGUAAUUCUGAUACUUUGCUUUCUUGUUAGUACGACUCAUUAAUGUUUAGUGUUCAAAUAUUAUUAGAAAACAAGGAAAGAAAGGAAUAAGGUUUAUCUCAGUGGGAAUCGUAACUGCUGUUAGAUUGUCUUUUAAAAUUCAGAUUACUUCUUAUAGAAGAUUGCAUUAAAAGGCUUUGUACUUCUGCUUAGCAAUUUAUACUUUUAAGACUCUUUCUUUGAAAAGAAAGAAGUUCAUUUUAAAUUGUACUUUUCCAGGAUACAAAGAAAAAUGCUAGCCACAGAUCAUCAGUAAGAACAUAAUGGCUAACUUUGUAGCAUGUGUGUAGUAAUCUUUUCUUUAUAAUUAUUGAAACAUCAUGAUAACUAUUAUUGUGAUUGCUGGGAAAAUCAAGCUUAUUCUCCUCAGUGCCCAAGAAAUUGCUACAUAUUCCUAGGAUAUUCUGUCCUUUUUUUGUCAAAAAAAAUAUUUAGUACACCUUAAAAAAAUAUUCAUCAUUUAGAAAAAGUUCAUAAUGAUAAUAUGCUCAGGCAAUAAUUAUUUGAAUUGUUUUGGGUAUAUGGUUUAUAAUAUUCCAUGUCCUUGAAAUUUUUAGUAAGUCAAUAACUUUUCUAUUCCUUAAUAUAUUUUAUAUUUGUUAAUUAAAAAAAAAUCAGGUUGCUAGUAGCAACUUUUGAUACUGCUUAUCUAAAAUAAAAACUAUUGCUACUUUUCCAUUUACCUGAGUAAGCAGUUAUAAUGUAAAAAAAUGAUUGUUUCAAUCUUUUCCCAUUUUUUCUGAAGACUAAUCAUAAUCAGGCUCUUUCUAAAGCUUAUGCUUUAGCUACAUAUUGAUGACAUUAGGAAAUGGUUGAUAUAAAUACUCUUAUUCCACAUAAUGGUGCUAAUAAUCUAUCAAGGGCAAUAAUGUUUUUUCCAAAUGUCAUCUAACAUGUAGUUACCAAAAUAGAAAUAAUUGACAUAACAGUGAAUAAGAAGGCUCAGCUUUAAUUACUAUUUACAUUAAUCUUUUUUGUUACACAAUUUUAAUAAUGAUCCAAAAUAUCAGUUUUCUGAAAGGAACUGGCAAUAGUAAUUCAACCUUGACACAAUUCAAUUUAAAUCUAAACUUUAUUUUAGCUCAGCAAUUCUGAUUAUUUACUAAAAUUAGUUAAUUUUAAUAUGUAAUUUUUAUAAUCUGAAGUUCUUCCCAAUCACAUUUCCAUUCCUUCCUGGAUUGUUGUUUAUGUAAUUACAGAUGCCAGUGAGGACAUGGAAGUUCUCUAUUGUUCCUUGGUGAUUUCUGAAUCUAGUAUCUGGUAAACAUGAUUUUGCAUUAUCUUAACUAUGCUGGACUGUGAGAGCUGCUGGGUUUUCUUUUGAGGUGGGUGGGUAGGAUGCUUAGCUUGUUCACAGAGUAUAUUUUGCCAUCAUUGAACACAAGUUAUUAUUUCCACAUUAAGUAAAAUGGUUUCCAUAGAUAAUUGAGUCUCCAUAACUCAUUCCUUUAGGGCUUUUUUUUUUUUUCUUUAAAAAAAAAAAACUUUUUAGAAAGCAGGUAAAGAUACUAAAAGGAUUUGAUUAGGUAAGAAGUUUAAUAUCUUACUAAUAAUACUCAAUAUUUUAAAAGUUUUUUUUUCUGUAAGUUGCAAGAACCCGUUUAUGGUUUUCUUUUUAUUAAAGUCGUUGCUAAUUUAUAUGGUGUUUUACAUGUUGAAAUUCUGGAAUGGGAAGAAGGUACAUAUUGUACUAUACAUUUGGAUGUUGUCAGUAUUUUCCUGGCAGUUACUGGGAUUUGAUUUUUUAAAGUUUAUUUAUAACAUUUAAAAAAUAAAUAGAAGAGUUGUCCCCAAAGUGAGAAAUUUUAGGUUAUUUUAUUGUACUGGGCCUAAUUUAUUUCAAUUUUUUUUAAUUGUUUAAAACUAUUGCAGGCAUUUAUUAACAUUUUUUUUAAUCUAUUGUACAAAUAUGUAAGUUAUUCUUGGUUCCAGUAAGUCAGCAUUGCCCAUAAGGCUUUCCUAUUGUCCUUCAAGUAUAUAGAAAACUUAAAUGAUUUUUUUCAGUACUUAAGUAUUAAUUUCUCUCCCUUAUUGACAAUUUCUUCUCCUAUUUCCUAGAUUACUGUUUCUAUUUUCCCUCUUCCCCUUUGACUAUGUUCUCUUGCUUUCAAUGAAGACCUAUCUGUAGGGAGGGAGAAGUGAAAUUUUACUAGUAUUAAACUUCUCAUUUUUUUUCUUUAGCUUCACUUAAUGACUCUUUUUUUCCCCUUAAGCUCUGUUUGUUCUUCCUAUCUUUAUAAAUCACCAGUACACAGAGAAAUUCAAUGUUUUCUAGAUUUCCUCAGCUUCUUGUUAAAUAUGUCCCUUCAUACACAUAAAUAUUCUAAUGUUGACCAUAGCUUAAACAUAUUAAAAUCUACCUCUCAAAUUCAGAAACACACUUAUAUUGGCUGAUUGUAAUAUCUUAAAAUUGGAGGGUAGGGAUGUAGUAUUGGAAAAAACCUACCUUCUGUUUCCUUUACCUGGACAAUUGAGUAGCCCAACUCAUACUCCUUACAUUUAGUUAGCAGUCAUAAACGUCCAGGAAACAAAUCGUUCUGGCCAUAUAAAUUGUGUCCUGAAGAUCUCAGUAUAAGAACAUUAGUAGUCUUAACUUAAAUUCUAAAGUGAUUCAUGAAAUCAGUCUGUGAGGGUAAACUGACCAAAGAAAAUGUUUAAAAUGCAGAUGAUAAGAUAAAGAUAGGCCCAAGGGAAGCAUCAAUAUGUUAUAAUAAUAUUUAGCAGAUUUUUGCCCUGAGAAAAUAUCCUUGGAUUUAUAUUCAAGCAAACUUCAAUUUCUUCUCAUUAUAGAUGAUGGAAAGUUUAAACAUGUUAAAUCUUAAACAUAGAGCUGAUUGACUUUUUUUUUUUUUUGGUUGGGUUAAAUCAAGUUGAUUCAUGACAUUUUAAUUUAUGGUCACUUCCACUGGAAGGUAUCCAUUAUUUGACUUAAUCUUUUGAUGUGUUUUGUGAACCUGUACUUAUGAUUUUGUUCCUUCAUAACAAAUAACUUUAAUCCUUAAAGUUUCUACAUAAAUUUAGUUUUCUUGGAAGAUUAGAAAUAUGUUUUCUAAAAUAGCAGAAACAUUUUCAUUCUCUCAUAAAUGUAUAGGAUCUAAUUCUGAAGGACCUAUACAGGUAUCCUUAAAAUACAAAUAAAUUUAAUACAUGAAAACUCAUUAGCAGUUAUUAUGUCAAUAAGUGUUUAUUAAACCUAAUCUGUCCCCAGUA